Periconia digitata is the source of this 447-nucleotide messenger RNA. The record is from the annotation of a GenBank genome assembly. NCBI's taxonomy places the organism in Eukaryota, Fungi, Ascomycota, Dothideomycetes, Pleosporales, Periconiaceae.
CCAUAGCCGCACAACAAAACCUCUGUUGCCUAUCAAAUACCCUAUACAUAGUUAGGUAGGAUACAUACCCCGAACAACGCCCCGUGGGGCGAAAACUUACUUCUGCCACAAGCUUCAGCUGCAGCACACUUAGCGAGUGAAACCAAAUGUAGGGGAGGAUUUCGCCGAAUCCCUUGCCUUUAUUUGCCCCAAACACCGGUUUGCCCCCCUAUUUGAGAUCGGCGACGAUGUGGAGGAAUGUACGCGUUUAUCACGUUCAUUAUCCGACCUCCCCUUUUCAACGGAUUACAAGGGACCUUUUUUCCCGCCCUUUUUUUACGCCUUGUUAUAAGAGAACGCCCGUCUAGAACGCACUGGACCGCGGUAAUGGCAUCUCAGAGGAUUCCGAAUCAGAGGGUCUCGGGUUUUGAGAUCCGAGAACGCGUAAGUGUGUAUAUGAGUGGAUAA